CUGUCUCUCCCAUCUCUCCUUCUUCUAACACCAAUUCUGAAGAAGGAAGCUUGAGAGACUCUCAAGCAAUGGAGUUUCUUCUCGAACAUCCUCUCUCACAUUCUUCUCUCGACAAUAACUUCAACGACGAAUCAGACGAUUAUUCCUUACCACUUUCUCUCUUCCUCGUCGAAUUUCAGCACAUGCCUUCUUCUCACUACUUCAAUAGCCUCAAGUCCUCUGCUUUUCUUCUCUCUAAUCGAAACCACGCCGUUUCUUCAAUCGUUCAGUAUUCCAGAAAAUUCGACGAUCCAUCUUUGACGUACCUCGCGGUGAAUUAUCUAGACAGGUUCUUAUCCAGCGAAGAUAUGCCGCAAUCAAAGCCUUGGAUUCUCAAGCUUAUAUCUCUUUCUUGUGUCUCUUUGUCUGCCAAAAUGAGAAAGCCAGAUGUAUUUGUCUGUGAUCUUCCGGUGGAAGGUGAGAUAUUUGAUGCUCAGAUGAUAGAGAGAAUGGAGAAUGUGAUUCUAGGAGCUCUUAAAUGGCGAAUGCGCUCUGUUACUCCCUUUUCCUUUUUCGCCUUUUUCAUUAGUCUCUUUGAGCUCAAAGAAGAUUCUUUAGCACUAAAACAUUCCAUCAAAUCUCAAGCUACUGAUCUCACUUUCAAUCUUCAACAUGAUAUCAAGUUCCUCGAGUUUAAACCAUCCGUGAUUGCAGGCGCUGCACUUCUCUUCGUUUCCUCUGAGCUUUGUCCUCUACAGUUUCCAUGUUUCAGUAACAGAAUCAACCAAUGCACAUACGUAAAUAAGGAUGAGUUAAUGGAGUGUUACAAAGCAAUAAAAGAGAGAGAUAUAGUUGAAGAAAACGAAGGAAGCACUGAAACAGCAGUAAAUGUGCUUGAUCAGCAAUUCUCGAGCUGUGAAGAAAGCGAUAAGAGCAUCACAAUCACAGCUUCUUCACCUAAGAGGAGGAAAACAAGUACUCGUCCAUGUUAAGCUGAAAAGGUGGUUUAUGGACAGACAUAAUCACCAACUGAUGCAAUCACUUAGCUACUUGAGAAACCACUUCUGGUCCGCUUUUGUCAGAGAGACCCUUUUUCUCCAUCAAUCUUCUACUUCAAAAUAAGCUAUUCUCUUCAUGGAAAGACAAGAGAGUGAUGAUGAAUGAUCAAAGACGAAAUCUCGGGUUCUGUUCUUCAUUGUUUGGACCACUACACAAAACUCAAAUCUAAAAAAAAAAAAAAAAAAACCAAAAAUCAAUCUGUGGUAUUUAUCUAUCAUGUCCUGUAUUUACAAUUUUAAGUUGUCUCACUUGAGGGGGAAUAAUCAAUAAAUAAGCUAUGGUAAUGUUGCUAUAAUAUGAGCAAU
Molecule: messenger RNA, 1343 nt
Organism: Eutrema salsugineum
Lineage: Eukaryota; Viridiplantae; Streptophyta; Magnoliopsida; Brassicales; Brassicaceae
Product: putative cyclin-D6-1
Exons: 6
Coding region: 69-971 (300 amino acids)
Biological process (GO): regulation of cyclin-dependent protein serine/threonine kinase activity; mitotic cell cycle phase transition
Cellular component (GO): cyclin-dependent protein kinase holoenzyme complex; cytoplasm; nucleus
Molecular function (GO): cyclin-dependent protein serine/threonine kinase regulator activity
Source: RefSeq, a predicted model, not a curated record